CCUUUUGAAAGAGACACUUCCAGCUGCACAACAACGACUGCGCAGUAACCUGUGGAUUUUAAACAUCAGAAUGUACAAACCGUGGGCAACUGUGAAUAUUUUCAUAAUUUCUUUUCUACAUCUGCUGCAAGGAUCUGACUAUGAGAAUGGUUCUGUGAAGAGGACAUCUCUGUCAGCACUGGAGCGCUCAGAACAGCAGAUCAGGAGAGCAUCCAGCCUGGAAGAGCUGCUUCACAUCACUCACUCUGAGGACUGGAAGCUGUGGAAAUGCAGGCUAAAGCUGAAGAGCCUGGCCAACCUGGACUCCCGCUCUGCUUCUCAUCGCUCCACCAGAUUUGCUGCUGCUUUCUAUGAUAUUGACACACUGAAAGUCAUAGAUGAAGAAUGGCAAAAGACUCAGUGUGUGCCAAGGGAAACCUGUGUAGAAGUUGCCAAAGAACUGGGUACAACAACCAACAAAUUUUUCAAGCCUCCCUGUGUGAAUGUGUUCAGAUGUGGAGGCUGCUGCAACGAGGAGAGUCUCAGCUGCAUGAAUACAAGUACAACUUACGUGUCGAAAACGCUCUUUGAGAUCUCGGUUCCCUUGACAAGUGUUCCUGAGCCUGUGCCCAUCAAAAUUGCCAAUCACACGGCCUGUAAGUGUACAUCAAACACCCAGCGCCAGCAGUACACCAUCAUACGAAGAUCUGUCCAGUACCCAGAGGAAGAUGGAUGCCCCUUUGCCAACAAAUUUUGCCAUAAUGGAUGGAUCUGGGAUAGUGACAAAUGUGAAUGUGUUAUAGACACACAGCACUCCAGCAGACGAGAAGGACUCCCUCCUCUUGCUGAGCUGGCUAUGUGUGGACAACAUAUGGAAUUUGAUGAAGAAAAUUGUGAAUGCAUCUGUAGACAUAAGUGUCCCACAGAUUUCUUUCAAAGUAAAGAGAACUGCAGCUGCUAUUUGUGUAGGGAGAGCCAGGAGAGCUGUGCUCUAAAACACAAGAUAUUUCAUGCUGAAACCUGCAGUUGUGAAGACAGAUGUCCAUCCCAACCCAGAACAUGCCCAACUGCCAAACCAGUGUGUUCCAGGCAUUGUCGCUGUCCAAAGGAGAAGAGAGGUUCUCAUGGGUCCCAAAGCAGAGAAACUCCUUGACUGAGCUUCCCCUAUUCUUUGAAAAUCCACUGCUUUGCAAAGUAGCUGUCACUGACUUUCAAACAAUAGUAAACAUGAACAUCUUCCACAUUAAUAGCAGAAGAAUUAAUCCAGUCUGCAUUUAUUUAUUAAUCACUAACUGCAAGUGAAUCCUCUGGAACAUUGGUUAUUGUUCUCUAAGAGGUAACAACAGCUGAUGAAUCUCUGUCUGCAUGGAAGAAAGAUUGGAAAGUAGCAGUUCAAUGUUACAUUAUGGAAGAUGAAACUGUGUAUUGGAAAUAGAGUCACAGUCUCCAGCCAGUCGUUCAGAAAUUGAGACUUGAUAAUCUUAGCCUCUGAGUCCUUAGCUAAUGCAGCUCCUGGGUAAAACUUUCUUCAGAAAUUCAGUGUACAGGAUUUGGCUUCUAAUAGGUUCAGCACUGAGUUAUUUGAUCUACUGUUCAGCUUUGAUUAUCAUUUUGUGUUUAUUGUACAACUACUGUCAGAUGUGCCAUAUUUAAGUGUAUAUAAGAAAAUAAAUACAUCAGUUAUUCGAGUG
This is a messenger RNA of Agelaius phoeniceus (red-winged blackbird), 1670 nucleotides long. RefSeq names its product vascular endothelial growth factor D (gene VEGFD). Gene Ontology annotation, molecular function: chemoattractant activity; vascular endothelial growth factor receptor binding; growth factor activity. NCBI's taxonomy places the organism in Eukaryota, Metazoa, Chordata, Aves, Passeriformes, Icteridae. The record is from RefSeq and is a predicted model, not a curated record. Gene Ontology annotation, cellular component: membrane. Gene Ontology annotation, biological process: vascular endothelial growth factor signaling pathway; response to hypoxia; sprouting angiogenesis.